UUCUUAGGCACGAGGCCGCCAGUGGAAUUUUAGUCAUUGCUCAAAAUGCGUCUGCUUUGGUUGCUUGCCACGCUGGUGGCUCUAACAAGUGCUGGUAUCGUUAAGGACCCUCCCAAAGAGCGUUAUGAUAACUUCAGGGUAUACAAGCUCACUAUACAGAACAAAAUUCAAUUGGCUGUGAUCGAGAAAAUUGGCGAGCUGACGAAGAAGUACAAUAUUUGGAAGGAGUAUGACGAGCGUAGUAGGCAGAUUGAUAUUAUGGUUAGUCCUGGAGAACUGAACCAUUUUCAGGAGCUGCUUAAAUUCAAUAAUAUCAGCAGUGAGCUUAUGAUCGAGAAUGUCCAAGAGCGUAUCGACGAGGAGCAAGUCACGCCGACUGCAGAUAGCGCCACCUUUGGCUGGACGAAGUACUAUGAGCUGGAAGAGAUUGAGGCCUGGCUGGACGAGAUUCUAAACGCUUAUCCCUUGGUGACCGAGGAGUUCAUCGUUGGCCAGUCCUACGAGGGGAGAACCAUUAGAGGCAUCAAGAUCUCCCACAAGGCUGGCAAUCCUGGCAUUUUCAUCGAGUCCAACAUUCAUGCCAGAGAGUGGAUAACUUCGGCCAGUGCUACAUGGUUCAUCAAUCAGCUGUUGACCUCAGAGGAUGCCGAUGUGCGAAGUUUGGCCGAUAACUAUGAUUGGCAUAUAAUUCCCGUGUUCAAUGUAGAUGGUUUUGAGUACUCACACAAGAAGGACCGUAUGUGGCGCAAGACACGUCAGCCACAUGCCACGAAUGCCUGUAUUGGAGCUGACGCCAAUAGGAACUUCGACUCCUAUUGGCUCCAAAACAAUGGAGCCUCUAGCAAUCCCUGCAGUGAGACUUUUGCUGGGGAUAACCCUGGAUCUGAGCCAGAAGCCAAGGCCUUGGUCGAGUAUCUGACCAAAAUCCAGGACCAAAUUAGUGUGUACAUAUCCUUCCACUCAUAUGGACAGUAUUUGCUUUCGCCCUACGGACAUACCAAGGAGGAGUUCCCAGAAAACUACAAUGAUAUCCUGACUAUUGGCAAAGCUUUUGCCGAUGCCAUUGAAGCACUGCCGUACGGAACCGUCUACCAGUAUGGUUCUACAGCUGACGUGCUUUAUGUGGCCACUGGAACCUCCGUGGACUGGGUGUUCAACGAGCUGGGCAAGAAGAUCGGUUACACAAUCGAGUACCGUGAUAAGGGUCGCUACGGCUUUAUCCUGCCACCAGUGCAGAUCAUUCCCAACUGCGAAGAGCUAAUGGUUGGCAUGCUGGCUUUAAUCGAAAAGACCAAGGAGUUGGGCUACUUGUAAGAGUACGAUUUAUUUGUCCUGAUUAUAUGGUUUAUUCGUGUCCAUUAAAAUACCUAACAUAA
Drosophila simulans is the source of this 1376-nucleotide messenger RNA. RefSeq names its product zinc carboxypeptidase. The coding region runs from base 46 to 1314 and encodes 422 amino acids. NCBI's taxonomy places the organism in Eukaryota, Metazoa, Arthropoda, Insecta, Diptera, Drosophilidae. The record is from RefSeq and is a predicted model, not a curated record. Gene Ontology annotation, biological process: proteolysis. Gene Ontology annotation, molecular function: zinc ion binding; metallocarboxypeptidase activity. The transcript has 5 exons.